Messenger RNA from Odobenus rosmarus divergens (Pacific walrus), 2437 nucleotides. RefSeq names its product UDP-N-acetylglucosamine/UDP-glucose/GDP-mannose transporter-like (gene SLC35D1). Gene Ontology annotation, molecular function: antiporter activity; GDP-fucose transmembrane transporter activity. Bases 365 to 1432 code for a protein of 355 amino acids. Gene Ontology annotation, cellular component: Golgi apparatus. Lineage: Eukaryota; Metazoa; Chordata; Mammalia; Carnivora; Odobenidae. The transcript has 12 exons. The record is from RefSeq and is a predicted model, not a curated record.
CUGUGCUUUGGCGCCUGGCGCUCCGGUGUCCCCGAGUGGUUUCCCCCUUGGCCUGUUCUCCCUCUGCGCCCGAACUCAGGGUCACCGCUGCCCCUUCUCCAGGCCCUCUCCAACCCAUGCCUAGGCCAGUCCCGGCGCGGCCCCUACCCUCUGACCUUGCGUUGCAUAAUGCCCGAGCAAAGUCCCCAAGGGUGUAAAACCCGGCGUUCCUGCCCCUGGGCGGGGACGGGCGGCGACGGUUCAGGGAGCCGAGGCGGCGAGGGCGCAGCCGGCACAGUCUACCGGCCAGGGCCCCGCGAGUCCCCUGGAAGCAGGCCCCCCGCGCCGCUCAGCCCCACCGCCAGGCCCGCCCGCCGCCGCCGCCAUGGCGGAAGUUCAUAGACGUCAGCAUGCCCGGGUUAAAGGAGAAGCCCCCGCGAAAUCCUCCACACACAGACAUGAGGAGGAGCUGGGGAUGGCGUCGGCCGAAACGCUGACGGUGUUCCUGAAGCUACUGGCCGCCGGCUUUUACGGCGUGAGCUCCUUCCUGAUCGUGGUGGUCAACAAGAGCGUGCUCACCAAUUACAGAUUUCCCUCCUCACUAUGUGUUGGACUUGGCCAGAUGGUGGCCACAGUGGCAGUUCUCUGGGUGGGAAAGGCGCUCAGAGUAGUCAAGUUUCCUGACCUUGACAGAAAUGUACCUCGAAAGACGUUUCCACUACCUCUACUAUAUUUUGGGAACCAAAUCACGGGACUGUUCAGCACAAAGAAACUGAACCUGCCAAUGUUUACAGUUCUGAGAAGGUUCUCCAUCCUGUUUACAAUGUUUGCUGAAGGAGUUUUACUCAAGAAGACUUUUUCUUGGGGUAUUAAGAUGACCGUAUUUGCAAUGAUUAUUGGAGCCUUUGUAGCUGCCAGCUCUGACUUGGCAUUUGAUCUCGAAGGAUAUGUUUUCAUUUUGAUAAAUGAUGUCCUGACAGCAGCAAAUGGUGCAUAUGUAAAACAGAAGUUAGAUUCAAAAGAGCUGGGAAAAUAUGGUCUGCUCUAUUACAAUGCACUGUUCAUGAUUCUCCCCACCCUGGCCAUUGCAUAUUUUACAGGAGAUGCGCAAAAGGCAAUGGAUUUUGAAGGCUGGGCUGACACCCUCUUUCUUCUGCAGUUCACCCUCUCUUGUGUGAUGGGGUUUAUCUUGAUGUACGCCACAGUACUCUGCACGCAGUAUAAUUCUGCUCUUACAACUACAAUAGUUGGCUGUAUUAAAAAUAUAUUAGUAACUUAUAUUGGAAUGGUCUUUGGUGGAGAUUAUAUUUUCACAUGGACAAACUUCAUUGGCUUAAAUAUCAGUAUUGCUGGGAGCCUGGUGUAUUCCUACAUCACUUUCUCAGAAGAGCAGUUGAGCAAACAGUCAGAGACCAGUAACAAGCUGGACAUUAAGGGGAAAGGAGCAGUAUGACCAGAGGAUUGCUUCGACGACGUAGGCCCAAGUUUUUGAUCAACUGAGAACACUGGCAAUUCUUACACAGACACUGAGGGGUGUCUUGAUUGUGGAGAAAAUAACCAUUCCUUUGCACUUGUACAAUCUGAGGAUUGAUUGCUGCCUUUUAAAAUUUUAUGAGAGAAACUUAUAAUUGACUCUAUUUUAAAUAUGCCAUUGGAACUAAUUUAUAUCAAACUGGAAAAUGUACCAGGCUUUUUAAUUUAUUUCUUUUAUGCCGACAAUGAAACAUCGGUGUUUUGAAAAUAUUGUAUCCCAUAGUUUGAUAUCCAGGUGUCCCUUAGAAGCUGCAUAUAUACAGUGCUCCAACUGGAGCCUCCUCAUUCAAAUUGUUGCUGCAUAUAGAGGGAGGUUAGCCUUCCCUCUGCUGGAAAUGCAGCCAAGUAUCUAAAAUUUCUCCUUUUUAAAUUUUAUUUCUUAACAAUUGCAUUUUCUUCAUAAGGAUAUUAUCACUGCCUUUGCUAAAGAUGACAGCUUUGGCACUAAAAAACUAUGUGGGCUUAGAAGUUGUAUUGGUCUCCACGUUGGCUUCCCUGAGAACCCCUGGGAUGGGCACAGUGCAUCCCUUGAAAUUAUGCUAUUCCCUCUUUGUUGUGUAGGAUGGCGAUAAUGAAGGGAUGGAGAAAGUAGGCCUCUUACUCAUUUAUUCAUCUGUAGGAUUCAUUCAUUCAGCUCAAAUGUACUGGGUAUGUAAUAAUGUACCUGGCAUUAUGCUAAGUGCUGGGGGUACAGAGAUGUUUUUGGAGAUAGUUGAAUGAUCUCACUCCUGCUGUUGUGACCGAGGGUUAAGAAAGAAAACUUAACUUGAUGAUCCAUUCAGAAGUUCUGAACAAGUCACAGAAAUUUUUUUCAGCUCUUAGAAACUGCAAGUCUGUAAAUGGGCUUGGAAGCACCUGCCCUUACCUACCCCACAGUGAUGAAACCAGAUGCUACAACAUGAGAUGACAUGCAUGUGAAGAGCUG